Molecule: messenger RNA, 594 nt
Organism: Colletotrichum lupini
Lineage: Eukaryota; Fungi; Ascomycota; Sordariomycetes; Glomerellales; Glomerellaceae
Exons: 5
Coding region: 1-594 (197 amino acids)
Source: RefSeq, a predicted model, not a curated record
AUGACGUCGAGGUUGAAAGAUUACUUAUCAAUUUUCAAAACUCAAGAGUCCUCGUCUAGUGACUGGAACCCAGAAGUCGAUGUCAAACCCUACGAACCUUGGCUAUACCAUUCCAAGAACAUGACUAAUACUUGGCACCGUUGGAGGUACAAGGCGAACGUUUCUUUACGCAGGGAUCUCACUUACAGAGCUUUGUUAAAAAGCAUUGAUAGGUUCAACUGGUCCAACAAUUUGCAGCAGAUUGUGCGCGGUGAAAUCCAUGGACCCUGCCUCAAGCUCAUAAAGACUGAGGGGCACAACUUCAUCGAGCUGAUCUCAGGAUCUGAGAAAUAUCAUACCAGAACUCGUGCGUUUCAAAAUUUCAUUCUUCGAUACAGAGUCCGCAUCUACAAUACCGAGGGCAAGGAAAGCCUCAGUGGCCGUAGUCCUCAUAUUUCAGUGGAAUUCAGCUCAAAGUCUUGCAUUUCGCGGCAAAACCAUACUCAUAUCGUGUUUGACAUCACCUCUAGAAGAGGCUAUCCGUUUGGGAAGGCUUCACAAACAAGGGGUCAAACAUCUUGCGUCCUGAUGUGGAUCGCACCGGAACUGACUUGA